Molecule: messenger RNA, 744 nt
Organism: Lactuca virosa
Lineage: Eukaryota; Viridiplantae; Streptophyta; Magnoliopsida; Asterales; Asteraceae
Source: the annotation of a GenBank genome assembly
AUGUCAAAGACAAUUUCAGAUCUUCAAUCUUCUCUAAUCAAAUCCAAUUCUUCAGGAAUACUAUCAGGCUUUAGUGUACUUCUUGCAAGUAAUCCUGACGAAAUUGACCUUCUAAAUCAAUCCUGUUUUGGUAAACCAAUUACAACAAUCGAUAAAGAUAAACAAUGGUUUCAGUUGACUUUAGAAGAAGCCUUUUAUCUAUCGUUUUCUCUAAAUUGUAUAAAGAUUGUAACCGGUGAUAAUAUUAUAAAAACAAAUAACGAGUUAUGGGAUUACAUGAUCUCCAAAAGGGAAUCUUUCCCUUAUUUCUUCAAAGCUUAUUCUCAUUUAAGAGCCAAGAAUUGGGUUGUGAGGUCUGGGUGUCAAUAUGGUGUUGAUUUUGUGGCAUAUCGCCAUCAUCCUUCACUUGUUCACUCUGAAUACGGUGUGUUGGUGUUCUCUGAAGGGAAUCGGAAUGGAAUUGGAGAUGGGAAUGGGAAUGGGAAUGGGAAUGGGAAUGGGAAUGAUAGAUUGAGGGUUUGGUCUGAUUUUCAAUGCACGCUUCGGCUUUCUGGUAGUGUUGCAAAGACAUUGUUGAUUCUUUAUGUGAAGAACAAAAAUGGUGAAAAUGGGGUUGUGGAAGAUUCGCUUUGUUGUUUAGAGAAUUAUAGUGUUGAAGAGAGAACAAUUACAAGAUGGAAUCCAGAAAGGUGUAGAGAGGAUCAAGGGAAUGUGGAAAAUGGGAACUCUAAAUGCAAGAAUUGA